AUGAGAGUGAGGAUAGCAUUAGCUGAAAAAGGAGUGAAAUAUGAGUACAAUGAACAAGAUUUGAAGAAUAAGAGUAAAUUACUACUUAAGAUGAACCCGGUUCAUAAAAAGAUACUGGUUCUUGUUCAUAAUAAUAAACCGGUUUGUGAGUCUCUUAUAAUUGUUGAAUACAUUGAUGAAGUUUGGACUGAUAAAGAUACUUUGUUGCCUUCUGAUCCUUAUCGUAGGGCUCAAGCUCGUUUUUGGGCUGAUUUUGUUGAGAAGAAAAUAUACGAUACUGGGAGGGGAGUUUGGACCACUAAAGGCGAAGAUCAAGAGGCAACGAAUAAGGAAUUCAUUGAGCAUUUGAAGGUAUUGGAGCAAGAGUUAGGGAACAAAUCUUACUUUGGAGGAGAUGAAUUUGGGUUUGUUGAUGUUGUUUUCAUCCCAUUCUAUAGUUGGUUUCACGCCUAUGAAACAUUGGCCAACUUCAAGAUUGAAGAAUCUUGCCAAAGAUCAUUGAAUGGGCUAAGAGGUGCAUGCAAAGGGAAAGUGUGGCUAAAGCUCUUCCUGACCAAAACAAGGUUUAUGAGUUUAUUUUGGAGUUAAAGUAGAGGUUGGCAUUUAGAGA
Messenger RNA from Chenopodium quinoa (quinoa), 610 nucleotides. Its product is annotated as probable glutathione S-transferase. The transcript is spliced from 2 exons. Gene Ontology annotation, biological process: glutathione metabolic process. Gene Ontology annotation, cellular component: cytoplasm. The record is from RefSeq and is a predicted model, not a curated record. Gene Ontology annotation, molecular function: glutathione transferase activity. NCBI's taxonomy places the organism in Eukaryota, Viridiplantae, Streptophyta, Magnoliopsida, Caryophyllales, Amaranthaceae. The coding region runs from base 1 to 588 and encodes 195 amino acids.